UUUGAUCGAAGCAUGCGUGCUGACCUAGCAACGGUUGCCGUAUGUAAACAUUUUUAGCAAGGUGCUUGUUAUUAUUUUGUCAAAUAACAGUAAAUAUCUGUAGAUGCACCUACAAUACUCAUAUUGAAACAAACAGACAAAUUAAAAUGGGUCAGGCACUACAAAGAGCAGCACAAUGGACAUCUGCUAAAGAUGGCUGUGGAGGAAAGUUAGAAUUUACACCCAUUAACGAAGAUUUAUUAAACUCAAUUCUUAAGUUUGUUGAAACAGUUGGCAAAUCUCCAGAAGAAUCACAACUUGUCUUUAAAAAUCCACUAAGAUGGCAUACAUCACUAAACCCUUCACAAUUUCAAGGAGCUGGAUUUACUGACAGUGGUGAUGAUGUUGUAUCUGAUAAAAAAUCGCCUAAAGAUGAUCAACCGCUGUUUUUAAUGCACAAAUUAACUAAAGAUACAUAUGAGAUCAGUGUUCAGACUUUAGGCUAUGGUGAACAAGUACUCCGUGCUGCUGGUGACAAGAAAAUUGUAGAACUAAGAAGCUGUUUGGAAGCCAAUAGAGAUCCAGUAGUUUUUUUAUUAGGUGAAAGAUUUGCAACAGUUGAUACAGAUGAUAAUUCUAUCUUCCGAUAUAUUGAAGAAAUUACAAAAGAAAUUGAACAGAAUGCAAAACAGUCUGCUGAUGGAUCUAAUUCUGCAGAAAUAGAAGAAAAGAAAAUUGUUCUCAGACUGAGGUUGAAAUUAUUACGCCUUGAUGAACAAUUAAUGAAUCUCAGUAUACAAAAAAUGUCAAGUGAAGUACGAUUAAGUCCAGCAACAGUUGAUGGUGAAGUGAGUAUUUUACAACAGUUAUCUGGAGAUGAUGAAGAGAGAUGUGUUGUAGAAUACAUUGAUUAUUAUGGAGAAACAUUUGUGUCCCAAAAUGGCUGCAGAGCUCAACCUUGGCGACAACUCCAUGGUGAUAUAUGUUAUCUGUGUGUCAGAGUUCAUGAUAAUGACAAUCCAUUGUACAUCACAGCUAAUACCAGUGGUUAUUAUUUAAAUAAUGGUCCAGUCAAUGAAAAAGCUAAUCAAUUAGAUUAUGGUCGACCAGAUUCAAAUACCUACAGAGAUUUAGUUUCAUUAUUGAAAAGUAAAAGUGCUAAAUUUUCUGAACUAAUUGAUAAACAGGAAUUUGCAUUAAAAGUUGAACAAAACGAUAAGAAAAAGAUUGAGAUGUCUGAAAAACGAGAUCACGACGAAUCAGAACAGAAACACUCCAACGAUCAUCACACAAGGAAUGAGAAAGAUCAACAGAUGGAAAAAGAUAAAAACCAGAAAAAUAGAACACAGAAUAAGAAAAAAUUAGAACCAUCUUUAAAAUGGAAAGCAUUAGAUAUGGAGGAAAACACUUUACAAAAAGAGCAAGAUACAAGUGUGACUAAAACAGAAAAGAAAAGUAAAACUGUACAGAGAUUAAAGUCAAAGACACCAAUAGAUGCUGAAGAUUCAUUUAGUGAAAGUGAUACAGAAAGCGAAGAAGAAGAAGAAGCUGUUGAGAGACGAGCAGAAGCUAAUGCUGAUUUACCUUCGGAGUACUGGCAAAUACAGAAACUUGUCAAAUAUUUAAAGGGAGGUAAUCAGACAGCUACUAUUAUAGCUUUAUGUUCUUUACGAGAUUUUAACUUGGCAUUAGAAACAUGUCAACUAGCUAUACGAGAUGUCGGAGGUCUAGAAGUUUUAAUUAAUUUACUAGACACAGAAGAAGUUAAAUGUAAAAUUGGUGCACUGAAGAUAUUAAAAGAAAUUUCAUGCAACAGUCAGAUUCGUAGAGCCAUUGCUGAUUUAGGUGGAUUACAAACCAUGGUGAAGAUCCUUCGAGAUUCCAACAAAGAAUUAAAAUGUUUGGCAGCUGAGACAAUUGCAAAUGUAGCUAAAUUCCGUCGCGCUAGAAGAACUGUCAGACAACAUGGAGGAAUUAAAAGACUUGUUAGUUUGUUGGAUUGUGCUCAGAUGCGGAAUAAUAAACCAGAUAGUGCUCAGGUACCGGCUGAUAAACCAGACACCGAGAAAGAUGUAGAGGUUGCACGUUGUGGCGCCCUGGCAUUAUGGAGUUGUAGCAAGAGUAAGAAGAAUAAAGAAGCCAUGAGAAAAGCUGGUUCCAUACCUCUACUUGCUAAAUUACUCAAAUCUACAAAUGAAGAUAUGUUAAUACCGGUUGUAGGAACUCUACAAGAAUGUGCCUCAGAGCCUAGCUACAGACUUGCUAUCAGAACUGAAGGUAUGAUUGAAGAUCUUGUACAAAAUUUAAAAAGUUCAAAUCAAGAAUUACAGAUGCAUUGUGCCUCAGCUAUAUUUAAGUGUGCUGAAGAAAAAGAAACCCGAGAUUUAGUGAGAAAGUUUGGUGGAUUAGAUCCGUUAGUAUCUUUACUAACUAAUGUAGAAAAUAAGGAAUUAUUGGCAGCAGCUACAGGUGCUAUCUGGAAGUGUGCCAUUAGCCCUGAAAAUGUUCAGAGAUUUGAAGAAUUAAAAGCUAUUGAUCAACUAGUAACUUUAUUAAAUAACCAACCAGAAGAGGUAUUAGUGAAUGUUGUAGGAGCAUUAGGGGAAUUAGCCAAGGCAACACCAAAUAGAAUGCAGAUACGUAAAUCGGGUGGCAUACCAUAUUUAGUCAAUUUAUUAACAGGAACAAAUCAAGCGUUAUUAGUCAAUGUAACAAGAGCUGUAGGUAAAUGUGCUGAGGAACCAGAUAAUAUGUUAAUAAUUGAUAAAUUAGAUGGUGUAAGAUUAUUAUGGUCUUUACUCAAAAAUCAAAACACAGAUGUACAAGCCAGUGCUGCCUGGGCUAUAUGUCCUUGUAUUGAAAAUGCUAAGGAUGCAGGGGAAAUGGUGAGAUCUUUUGUUGGUGGUUUAGAAUUAAUUGUUAGUUUAUUAAAGUCUGACGAUAAAGAAGUUUUAGCUAGUGUUUGUGCAGCUAUAGCUAAUAUAGCUAAAGAUGAAGAGAAUUUAGCUGUUAUAACAGAUCAUGGAGUUGUUCCUAUGUUAGCUAAUUUAACAAAUACACGCCUAUCAAGGUUCAAAAGGAAUUGGCUUAUCACUGAUGAUAAAUUACGACGCCAUUUGGCAGAAGCCAUAGCACGUUGCUGUAACUGGGGUAACAACAGAACAGCGUUUGGUCGUGAAGGAGCCGUGGCACCACUGGUCAAAUAUUUAAAGUCAAGUGAUGAAAAUGUUCAUCGUUCAACUGCCCGAGCUCUAUUCCAACUAUCUAAAAAUCCUGAAAAUUGUAUAACCAUGCAUGAGGCAGGCGUUGUUCAGCCAUUAAUGAAAAUGGUUGGAUCUCCAGAUGAAGAUUUACAGGAAGCAGCUGCAGGAUGUAUCGGAAAUAUUCGACGUUUGGCGCUAGCUAAUGAACGAGCUAAAUAUGCAUAAAAUAUCUGUCAUUACUAAAGCAUUUGUUAAAUAGAAUACACAAUGUUUGAUUAAAUAUUUCCAAAAAUAACCUCCAGCAUCUGACAUUCCAAGGCAGCAUUUCAUGAAGUUCAAAAUGUAACAGUAUUGUUAAGGUCAAUAGGAUAUUCUAUAUACAAUACAGUAUGUAGGGAAAAUAUUAAUGAUAAAAUAAGUUUAUUAUCUACACAAUUCAUAUACAAUAAACCAUCACUAUGUUAUUGUAGACAUGUAUGUAUUUGAAACUGUUGUAUUGGGUAUCUAACAUAUUUAUCUGCUAGACAAUAGAAUAUAGUUAUUAAUAUUAAUAGGUGUUACUAUCAUUGAUAGGUAGGAAGACAUCAUUCAAGGAUUAAUAAAUCUGCUGACAAAUUGUGAUAAAAGCUGAUAAUUGUAUAAAUUCUGUUAUUCCAAGUAGAUACAGCAUUAUUUAUUUUGUUAUAUUUUUUUAUAUGUUGUUUUAUUUGUUACAUCUAUCUCUGACCUGAAUGGCUAGUUGAACCAUUAUGCAAAUUGUAUAUUUAGUAGGGUUUCUAACAUACAUAAUAAUAAUAAAGAAUUUUACAGUUGAAUAUGAUAUAGAUUUCAAAACAAAUACUGAAUUUAUUCAACCCAGUUUUUUUGUCAAAAGUAUAAUGUCAUAUUAUAUUAGACUUGCUUAAACUGCAUAAAUGUCUAUUGGUUUAAACACCGUAAAUAAUGAAUGUCAUUUUCUAGAAUUUACAAUUAAUCAUUAUAUAAUGCCUACUGUCAAAUGUAGGUCACUGUGAAUAACUUGUGCUAUACAUGACUACUGUGAUAAAAUGUGAAUGAAUAAAUUAUUGUAAACAAUAUAA
Messenger RNA from Patella vulgata (common limpet), 4261 nucleotides. RefSeq names its product outer dynein arm-docking complex subunit 2. The record is from RefSeq and is a predicted model, not a curated record. The coding region runs from base 147 to 3407 and encodes 1086 amino acids. Gene Ontology annotation, molecular function: protein binding. NCBI's taxonomy places the organism in Eukaryota, Metazoa, Mollusca, Gastropoda, Patellidae. The transcript is spliced from 21 exons.